CUGGAUGGAUAAUACCGAUGAGUAUGAGAGACUUGAUCAAGUUCCAUACAGUUUACGACUCCUUUACAGAGCUAGCCGGGAUGGGAAUAAAGCCACCAAGUUUCACCAAAAAUGUGAUAAUAAAGGGGCUACUAUAGUGGUGGCCAAGAUUGAAGGUUCUGAAACGAUAGUGGGCGGAUAUAAUCCAUUAUAUUGGGAUUCUAGUAAUGAAUAUAAAAAUUCUUCUCUUAGCUUUAUAUUUUUAAUUCAAGAUCGUAAUAAUAGUGAUAAAGGUUUUACAUUAGGACGAAUUAUCCAUGAUAAUGAUAGUGCGAUCUAUAAUAAUAGUUCAUAUGGUCCUACGUUUGGAGGGGGUUAUGAUUUACUCUGUCUUUUCAACAAAUGGUCUAGCAAUCAAAAUAGCUACAAUAGCUACGGAAAUAUAGGUCUUCCAAGUGAAUUUAAAGUAUCUGACUGGGAAGUUUUUAAAGUGUUGAAGAAAAGUUAA
Molecule: messenger RNA, 487 nt
Organism: Acaulospora morrowiae
Lineage: Eukaryota; Fungi; Glomeromycota; Glomeromycetes; Diversisporales; Acaulosporaceae
Source: the annotation of a GenBank genome assembly